CAUGCGACGAGAGCCUAUUCCUGAUGGGCGAGGGGGAGUCGCUUGUGCUUCUGCUGGUGUACGUGGAUGACAUCCUGCUCUUCAGCAGCAGUGACAAGGAGAUCGAUGGGGUGCAGCAGAAGCUCACAGAGCAGUUCAAGUGCAAGUCACUUGGAGAGGCAAGGUACUACCUGGGAAUGCACAUUGAGCGGGAUACUGAACGUGGCUGGCUCAAACUGCAUCAGGGACAGUACAUCAACACCUUGGCUGAGAAGUACUCUCUGCAGGAAGAACGGCUUGGAGAAGGAAAUGUGUUCCUUUCCUGUUUUGCUGAUGCCACAUGGGCUUCUGAGCAUGAGGAUUCAUCAUCAGUAGGUGGAUACAUCUGCAUGGUGGGAGGUGGGCCUGUAAGUUGGAGGUCCAAGAAGCAGUCUGAGACGGCACUAUCGUCAGUGGAAUCUGAGUACAUGGCGAUGUUUCAUGCGGCAAAAGAAAUGAUUUGGCUAAGAAGGCUCUUGAAGGAGAUCGGCCAUGAACAGACUUGUGCGACACCUCUGUUCAGUGACAGCAAGGGAGCCAUUGCCAUGGCACGCAAUGCAGUUCUUCAUGGGUUGAACAAGCACAUGAGGAUCAAGUGGCAUUGGCUGCGGAAGGAGGUGAAGCUUGGGACACUAGAUCCGAUCUACGUGAAAACUCAGCAACAGCCAGCCGACUUCCUUACCAAGCGGCUAGCUGAAGAGCCACACUGGCGCUGUGUGAGGAUGGCGGGAAUGUCCUUGAACUAGAGACGGCGAAACAAGCCGACAGUCUGA
Messenger RNA from Closterium sp. NIES-67, 791 nucleotides. The record is from the annotation of a GenBank genome assembly. Lineage: Eukaryota; Viridiplantae; Streptophyta; Zygnematophyceae; Desmidiales; Closteriaceae.